Messenger RNA from Thamnophis sirtalis, 1497 nucleotides. It is a transcript of the gene ARX, whose product is annotated as aristaless related homeobox. The record is from RefSeq and is a predicted model, not a curated record. Gene Ontology annotation, molecular function: DNA-binding transcription factor activity, RNA polymerase II-specific; RNA polymerase II transcription regulatory region sequence-specific DNA binding. Gene Ontology annotation, biological process: regulation of transcription by RNA polymerase II. NCBI's taxonomy places the organism in Eukaryota, Metazoa, Chordata, Lepidosauria, Squamata, Natricidae.
AUGAGCAGCCAAUAUCAAGAAGAGAACUGCUCCGAGAGGCCCGAAUGCAAAAGUAAAUCGCCAACUUUGCUCUCCUCCUAUUGCAUCGACAGCAUCCUGGGCAGGAGGAGCCCUUGCAAGAUGCGGCUGCUAGGAGCAGCUCCUAAUCUGUCGCCUCUGGCCAACCGGACGGAGCCGGACAAGGCAGGGCAAGGACCAGGCAAGGGCAGCCCACCCGGUUUCGAGAUGGGCGAGCUGCAUCUGCCGCCCAAGUUGCGCCGCCUCUAUGGGCCUGGUGGGGGCCGAUUGCUGGCGCGGGCCGAGCCAACCGCUUCGUCGUGGGACUCUCUCAAGAUCAGCCAGGCGCCACAGGUCAGCAUCAGUCGAAGCAAGUCCUACCGGGAGAACGCGCCCUUUGCGCGUACCGCUCGUACCCUCGAGGACUUGAGCAGCCCUGGAGGUGGCGGCAGCUCCGACGGUAGGCCAAACCGAGGGGAGGAACUGCUGGAGGAGGAGGACGACGACGAAGAGGAGGAAGAGGAGGAAGAGGAGGCCGAGGAGGUGGAUGAGGAGUUGGACGAGGACGAUGAACUACUAACCGAGGCCAAAGAUGCCCGCCGGAGCUCGGGGUCCGCGGGUGGGACUGGCGUGGGGCCUACGGCGAUAGGAAGCGAGGGUGCCGGUGACUUGCCCAAGGAGGAGCUACUGCUCCCUGCAGACGAUCUGGCCGACUGCAAGGAUGGUGAGGACAGCGUGUGCCUGUCGGCGGGCAGUGAUUCCGAGGAAGGGUUGCUCAAGAGGAAGCAACGCCGUUAUCGCACCACCUUCACCAGCUACCAGUUGGAGGAGCUCGAGAGGGCCUUCCAGAAGACCCACUACCCAGACGUCUUCACCAGGGAAGAGCUGGCGAUGCGCCUGGAUCUGACUGAAGCCAGAGUGCAGGUCUGGUUCCAGAACCGGAGAGCCAAAUGGCGGAAGAGGGAAAAGGCCGGUGCUCAAAGCCACCCACCCGGCCUUCCUUUCCCUGGCCCGCUGUCGGCAUCUCAUCCGCUCAGUCCCUACCUUGAUGCUAGUCCUUUCCCUCCUCACCACCCAGCUCUCGACUCUGCCUGGACGGCCGCCGCCGCCGCUGCCGCCGCCGCCGCCUUUCCCAGCCUCCCACCUCCACCUCCGGGCUCUGCAGCCUUGCCCCCCAGCAGCACCCCGCUAGGCCUCAGCACUUUCCUGGGAGCGGCUGUAUUUCGGCACCCGGCUUUCAUCAGCCCAGCUUUUGGCAGGCUCUUUUCCACCAUGGCCCCGCUGACUAGCGCUUCCACUGCGGCUGCUCUGCUGCGACAGCCAGCCCCUGUUGUGGACAACGCCGUGCAAUCGAGCGGCCUCUCUGACCCGGCCACCGCGGCAGCGGACCGGCGCGCCUCCAGCAUUGCGGCGUUGCGCCUGAAAGCCAAGGAGCACGCGGCGCAGCUCACGCAGCUCAAUAUCCUCCCCGGGAACAGCGCGGGCAAAGAGGUGUGCUAA